AUGCCAAAGAAGAAAGUACUACCGGACGGCUCGACCGUCGAGGAGGCCGAGAACAGUCUGAGCAAUCAGCUGCUCGGUCAAAUCGGCCUUUCUUCAUUCAUCAUAUCAACCUUCUUCCCCCAAAUCGCAAAAUGGCUAGCUGCUCAUCCCAAACUUGUGCGUCGGCUCUCGCUGCCUCUGGCGCUGUGGUUCGGCUACGAGUUUCUCGUUGAGCUCAUGUCAAAUGCGAUGUCAUCCGUUGACAUUGGUGCCGAGGAUAUUGCCCUCAAUAGCAGCUUCGUGUCAUUUUUGGCAAAGAAGAAAUUGGUAAUGUCACAACGCUACAUGAGCGCCACUUCCAUGCAAUACCUACGCAACAAUGUAUCGAAUGGUCGCUUGUACGAAAAGCAGCUGAAUGGAGCAAGUAUAUUCUUCGACCCCAAGAACAAGUACCAGUUCUUUUGGCAUGAAGGACGGCUGUUCGUGCUCACGGUCGAGAAGUCUAUGCGACCAGGACCGGGCAAUCAUGUCACGGUGUGGACGUUUGGAUUCUCACCGAAGCCUAUCGUCGACAUGCUCUCCCAGGCCUAUGAUAACAGUAUGAGGGAGGAUGGCAAGAUCGUGACUCAAAUCUACGUCCCCUACCACGGUCGACAAUGGAAUCUCCAAGGAGAGAAAGCUCGCCGACCUCUCAGCAGCGUCUACCUUGCUGAAGGCCAGAAGCAGAAGCUACUUAACGACGUUACUGGCUACCUUGACCCGAAGAACGAAAUCUGGCACCAAGAGAGAUCCAUACCACAUCGCCGAGGCUACCUAUUCCAUGGACCGCCUGGAACUGGCAAGACUACGCUGGCCAUGGCCAUUGCGGCACACUUCAAGCUGCAGGUCUACAUGUUGUCCCUGCUGGACGAAUACGUGGACGAUGCGGCGUUGCUGACUCUGUUCCAAUCUAUCCGAAAGGGCUGUUUGUUGCUGUUGGAAGAUGUUGAUUGUGCAGGCAUCGGCCGACGCGCAAAAGUGUCAACUCGCCCAGGCGCAAAAGCUAAGCCCAAAUACGAUGACUCAGGCAACGAAGUCAAAGAAUCCCGCGUCUCUCUGUCCGGUUUGCUCAACGCUAUCGACGGAGCAGGUGCCCCCGAGGGGCAUAUGCUGAUUAUGUCUACGAAUGAUCCAGAUUCGCUGGACGCUGCUCUGGUUCGGGCUGGCCGCGUUGAUACUUGGGUACACUUUGAUCUGGCCACCAAGUCCCAGAUCAAAGACAUCUUCAUCAACAUGUAUAUGCCUGCGACCGGCAGUACACCGUCCUUAAGUCAACAGUCCUCUGAGUGCAACGGCCACGCCAACGGCGCUACCACAAACGGCACGAACGGACACACCUCCCUCGCCGACGAACAGAAACGCGAGAACGAGGAGCUAAAUUUCGCAAAAGAUGUCCACCGUCUGGCGGAGCGCUUCAUGAACAAGGUGCCCGACCGCAAAUUCUCCCCGGCUCAGCUACAGGGCUACAUCAUGCUGUACAAGGACAGACCGGCUGACGCGGUGGAGGAUGUCGAGGACUGGGUGACUGGAAAACUGGAGCACGAGAUGCAGCAGAGUGGCAGUGUUGGCGAUGCCGGAACGGGAGAAGGAGAGGGUGGUGUUUUAGUGGUUGCGGAAAAGGAUCUGUGA
This is a messenger RNA of Cyphellophora attinorum, 1647 nucleotides long. Its product is annotated as putative mitochondrial chaperone BCS1-B. Gene Ontology annotation, cellular component: mitochondrial inner membrane. Lineage: Eukaryota; Fungi; Ascomycota; Eurotiomycetes; Chaetothyriales; Cyphellophoraceae. The transcript has 5 exons. The record is from RefSeq and is a predicted model, not a curated record. Gene Ontology annotation, biological process: protein insertion into mitochondrial inner membrane from matrix; mitochondrial respiratory chain complex III assembly. The coding region runs from base 1 to 1647 and encodes 548 amino acids. Gene Ontology annotation, molecular function: ATP hydrolysis activity; ATP binding.